Molecule: messenger RNA, 975 nt
Organism: Trypanosoma rangeli
Lineage: Eukaryota; Euglenozoa; Kinetoplastea; Trypanosomatida; Trypanosomatidae
Product: transferase C1orf69 like protein, mitochondrial
Exons: 1
Coding region: 1-975 (324 amino acids)
Cellular component (GO): mitochondrial matrix
Molecular function (GO): protein binding
Source: RefSeq, a predicted model, not a curated record
AUGGGUUUUAGCUGUCUCUUACCAUCGCGCUCGCUUAUCUGCGUCUCUGGUGUGGCGGCGCAUGAAUUUCUCCAGGGACUCUUCACAAACGAUUUGCGUUUGCUGCAGCCGGGCAAAAGUAUAUGGGGAUGCUUCUUGCACCACACUGGCCGAGUAAUGUGUGACGCUUACCUUUACCAACUCGCACGGGCUAGUGAGGGAGAGGCACGUAUUCUGGUGGAUGUCCAUCACGAUGUGGCAGAUGCCCUGCACGAUCACCUGUUGGAGAUGCGCAUGCGCAAACGGGUGCAGAUUUACAACGCCGGAAAGGAGUUGGUGGUGGUGGCCGCCUCACCGUGGGGGGAUAGAGGAUUUCAUGCAGGGAAGAAGGGGGAAGAGGAAGAGGAAGAGGCAUCGUCGCUCGCGCAUAAAUGCGACACGUUCACGGAUCCCCGCAGCUUUGCGUUUCCCGCACCUUUGCAGAAACGCAUUUUCCCUGCGGCGGCCGCGCCCUCCAUAACCGAUCCGGUGUCGCAGUACGAGACGCUUUUGUACAUCUCAGGCGUUGGUGAGGGGCCGGACGUCUUUAGGCCCUCUAAGUCACUCCCAUUUGAGUGCAACACGGACUUCCUUCGGGGCGUCAGCUUCCGCAAGGGGUGCUAUCUGGGCCAGGAGCUCACCCACCGCACCCACGUCACAUUGGUGACACGAAAACGCACCGUCCCCCUGCAACUACCAUCAUCCUCUGACGACGGAACCGGCGGCGAGCGGCGGGCGGUGGAAAAGGGCGAGGCGUUGUUGAUUGGUGGUCAAAAAGUUGGUGAGGUGCUUACCGUAUGCGGGGACGUUGGUCUUGGCUUGUUGCGGCUGCGCUACGUGGACGCUGUGACGAGAACGGCCCCUGGCCUGCAGCUGAAGGGUGCCCUGCCAGUUUCCAUCACCAUUCCGAGCUGGUGGGAAGAGAAGGAGUUGAAGAAGGUGCUGUCGCCGACGUAG